GACUUGUUAGCUUUAGAGCUCCCUUAAGUGCACCGUGCUGCUUUGUGCUUGAUCACUUCCAGUAAACUUUCAGUCCACCAGUGACAAAAAAGACAAUUCCACUAGUACUCACCAAACUUCCCAAUUCAAGAGCAGCUUAAUCUUGUGACAGCAAUUGGGUUAUGCCCACCUGACCCAUUCUUGUUGUUUUGCUCCAAUGUCUCUCACUGAUUGCCUCUGUGGGUCUGCUUCUGUAAUCUAAACUCAUCUUGAAGUUGCUUCCUUAAAGAGCUUCUCUGUCAGGGAAAUGGGGAGGCAACUGAAUCUGCUUCUUAUGCAAAUGUGCUUGAUUCUGGGUGUUUUGCCAUUUCAUGGAUCUGCAGACCAUGCUGUCUCUCCUAAUUCCCCCCUCAGCUUUGGCGGGAAAAAACACAGAAAUCUGGUAGCUCCGCCUCCCGGAAAAGUAUCCCACCACCUAUUGCCAGCAGGCCAUGCCACAGCUAAAGCCAUCCAUCCUCAUGCUUCUGUAAGGCCUUCAAGUAUUGCACUUCCACCUUCUAUGUCAUCUUCUGGAGGUCCUGCAAAGGAAUGGGUGCAUUCUCCUGAACAUUCCCCCUCAAGCUCACGUCACAAAAAUCAUCAUGCAAACAAAAAGUUCCACAGCUCUGCUCCAGAACCAACUUACUCGAUUCCUUCCCACACUAACAGUCAACAAGGCCCUUCAGUCUCCCCAUUUCGAUCUCUUUCGCCUUCUUCAAGGAGUUGGACUGCACCUGCACCAUCACCAACUACUUUUGAAGGCCACUAUAACAUGCCCAUCUUUCCACGUGCAAUUUCUCCCAUAGAUUCUUCCUUGAAGAGGACAAAGUCCCCACCACCAUCACCAAUUUUGGCACUACCACCUCCACCUCCCAAUGAAGAUUGUUCGUCAAUCACAUGCACGGAUCCAUUAACAUAUACUCCUCCAGGAUCAACAUGUGGUUGUGUGCAGCCAAUUGAAGUUAAACUCCAACUAGAUGUUGCAAUAUACACAUUCUUCCCUUCAGUUUCAAAGCUGGCUGAGGAAAUCGCAGACAGUGUUGCACUAAACCAUAGCCAAGUUCGCAUAAUGGGAGCAGAUGCAUCUAGUCAGCAGCUAGAGAAAACUUCCGUCCUCGUUAACUUGGUACCUAUAGGACUAACAUUUGAUGGCACUACUGCAUUUCAAAUCUAUGACAAAUUCUGGCGCAGACAGGUUUCCAUAAAUGCUUCUCUCUUUGGUGAUUAUGAAGUAUUGAAUGUUCACUAUCCAGGUCUUCCACCUUCUCCCCCUUCAGCACCUUCAGCCAUUUCUACUAUAGAUGAUGGGCCAUACAUGGGCCAAGACAACAAUGGAAGGGUAAUAAAACCUAUACCAGUUAACGUGCCAAGAAAAAGAAAUGAUGGAAUCAAAGGAAGUAUGCUUGCUGUGAUCGUUCUAUCAUCUUUCACAGCCUUUCUUUUAUGUGUGGGGUUUGUCUGGCUUUUGUUACUGAAAUGUCGAUCUCACUCCCAUAAGCCUGAACAUUUUCCACAAGCUUUGACAUCGUCCCCUACAAAACUCACAGGGGAUCCCAGGUCAGUGAUGUUUGGAAGCACACAUGGUUCCAGAUCAAUGUCUUUUAGUUCUGGCACACUAACCUAUACUGGAUCUGCGAAGACCUUUACUCUGCAUGACAUGGAGAGAGCCACUAAUAAUUUUGAUGCUUCAAGAAUACUUGGAGAAGGUGGCUUUGGGCUUGUUUACAGUGCUACUUUAGAUGAUGGACGAGAGGUGGCUGUGAAGGUUCUGAAGAGAGAUGAUCAUCAUGGUGGCCGCGAAUUCUUAGCAGAAGUUGAGAUGCUUGGCCGUCUUCACCACAGAAAUUUGGUCAAAUUAAUUGGUAUCUGCACAGAGGGCCAUACUCGUUGCCUCGUUUACGAACUUGUUCCAAAUGGAAGUGUUGAAUCCCAUUUACAUGGUGUUGACAAGGAAACUGAUCCACUUGAUUGGGAUGCCAGAAUAAAGAUUGCCCUUGGUGCAGCUCGGGGCUUAGCUUAUCUCCACGAAGACUCAAAUCCUCGAGUUAUACAUCGUGAUUUCAAGGCCAGCAACAUCUUACUGGAAUAUGAUUUUACACCCAAGGUUUCGGAUUUUGGACUGGCUAGAGCGGCGCUGGAGGAGGGAAAAAGACAUAUUUCAACACAUGUUAUGGGAACUUUUGGUUACUUGGCUCCAGAGUAUGCAAUGACUGGUCAUCUUCUAGUAAAAAGUGAUGUUUACAGCUAUGGUGUAGUCCUUCUUGAACUCCUGACAGGAAGAAAGCCGGUGGAUCUGUCACAACCUUCAGGUCAAGAGAACCUCGUUGCUUGGGCUCGUCCUCUCCUCACCAGCAGAGAGGGUCUAGAAUCAAUAAUAGACCCGGCGUUGAAAUCUGAUAUGAUCACAUGGGACAGUGUAACCAAGGUAGCAGCAAUUGCUUCAAUGUGUAUACAACCAGAAGUAUCUCACCGCCCGUUCAUGGGUGAGGUUGUUCAGGCCUUAAAGCUUGUAUGCAAUGAGUUCAGAGAAACAAAGGAACUUGCAGGUUCAACAAGUUGUGGCCAAGACGAUGAUGAUCUCUGCAUUCAUACAGAUAGUGGUAAUCUUGAAGUGGCAGAAUCACAGCUUCAGAUGCCUGUAUUCGGGGCUAGCCAUGACACUAAGAUACCCUCAACGUCAGAUUUGUUGAGUGCAAGUGUGGGAUUUGAGGUUGAGGGGCAGGAAGUUGGAUCUUUUAGGAGGUACUCUAGUUCAGGGCCUUUGAGGACUGGUAGGAGAAGGCAAUUUUGGCAAAGACUAAGGAGUUUGUCUAGAGGAAGUAUGAGUGAGCAUGGAUCUUCAUUGAAAUUGUGGCCAAACUAAAUUGGUGCUUGUUAAUUUCGUCAGUUAAGUGCAAUAAUUUCUUAAAGAGUUGACACUCAAAUGGGUUAUAUUUGGGUCUUGAAACCAUGUCCAGGUUGAGCUGAAUGAUGCUCACGAUAAGCUCAUUGUAAGAUGAGAAAACGAUUAAAUUUUAGUCGCCAAAUGAUGUGAAAACUUGCAUGAGAUUGACCAUAGCACACAUUUUUUCAUGAAGAAUACUUCUUA
This is a messenger RNA of Rosa chinensis, 3106 nucleotides long. Its product is annotated as receptor-like serine/threonine-protein kinase ALE2. The record is from RefSeq and is a predicted model, not a curated record. The transcript is spliced from 11 exons. The coding region runs from base 287 to 2881 and encodes 864 amino acids. Gene Ontology annotation, biological process: protein phosphorylation. Gene Ontology annotation, molecular function: protein kinase activity; ATP binding. Lineage: Eukaryota; Viridiplantae; Streptophyta; Magnoliopsida; Rosales; Rosaceae.